AUGUGCUUUGUCGAAAGACGCUUCGUGCCUUUAAGCUCUGGUGCCGAGGCGAAUGGCCUCUUGUUGCUCCUGUGUCUUGCGUCUCGCCUUGCUGCGGCGUGGUGGUUCUACUGCUUGGUUGCUUGCAUCUGCGCAUCUCACUUCUUCUCCUCGUUCUCAUCCCGCAGCGUAGCGGAGCUGGAACCCUGGCUCAUUCUCGCCUUCGCUUACUGGCCGGAGGUGGUCCUGACCUCGGUCAACGUCUGCCCCGCUGUUGGGAUCCCCGCUGGUCGUCACGUUGACAUCCCAGCCAACGGGUAG
Messenger RNA from Colletotrichum orchidophilum, 300 nucleotides. RefSeq lists its product as uncharacterized. The transcript has a single exon. The record is from RefSeq and is a predicted model, not a curated record. The coding region runs from base 1 to 300 and encodes 99 amino acids. NCBI's taxonomy places the organism in Eukaryota, Fungi, Ascomycota, Sordariomycetes, Glomerellales, Glomerellaceae.